Messenger RNA from Ichthyophthirius multifiliis, 1583 nucleotides. RefSeq lists its product as hypothetical. The transcript is spliced from 5 exons. Gene Ontology annotation, biological process: mRNA processing; mRNA export from nucleus. Gene Ontology annotation, cellular component: THO complex part of transcription export complex. Gene Ontology annotation, molecular function: mRNA binding. The record is from RefSeq and is a predicted model, not a curated record. NCBI's taxonomy places the organism in Eukaryota, Ciliophora, Oligohymenophorea, Hymenostomatida.
UUUAAGAUUAACUGAAGAGGUAAAAAAAUGUAAGAAAAGUCAAAAAGCAUUAGAAUAAUUUUUUUGGAAAAGUACAUAUAAAUUUAUAGAUUUAGAAAUAGAAAACAAAAAGGAAAAAUCAUCAUUAGCUUUCUAUAUGCUUUUAUUAUUAGGGCAAGAACGUGCCAAAUUUAUGGAUACAUAUGAAUUCGAUACUAAAACAAUGGAAAUGUUUUAUGAUAUGAUAAAUGAUUCUUUAAAUUUACUAAUUUAUUUCCUUAGGUUUUAAUCAGAAGGUUUUUCUUAAUAUCUUUAGUUAAUGCCUUAAAAAGCCUUAAAAGAACUAGUUUUGACCUAUCAAAUUCCAAUUGAAACAGCAUUUUAAAUAACUAGAGCGGGCUUUAAGUAAUUUUCUUAAAUGACAGAAAGCGAAUAAGCUGAAUGUUUUAAAGAAAUCAAAGAAUUGUAUGAUUCUUUAGACUACUAAACUAGGCUUAUAGGUAAUUAUGAGCACAUGGAAACAGAAAUAAAGAAGAAGGAUAAGAAUAAGAAAUAAGAUUAUCAAAAAUAGAAAGCAGAUAACAAAAAGGAUUAUGGGAUAUAAUCAAGCCAGAAUUAUAUUGUACUUUCUGGAUGCUUUCUUUAGAAAAUAUUAGUAUAAAUUAAGAAGUAUACAAAGUACAAAUAGCAGAAAUAAAAGACAAUAUAAGUAAAAAAUGGCAAGAAAAAAUAAAAAAGAAAAAGAUAAACCAAAAGAAUUAAGAGAUUAAGAAUCUAUUUUAAAAAAACUAGAAACUGAAUUAGAAAUAUACACAAAAAGAUAUGAAUAAUAUGAAUUAUAUAUAUAAUCUAUAAAACCUAAAUUAUAUAUAGACUUUAAAGAAAAAGAUAAUUUUAUUACUUAAUUUUCUUAAAGUUGUAUUCUUCCUAGAAUGGUAAUAGAAUAAAACGAAGCUAUGUAUUGUUCUAGAUUUUUUUUAUGCCUUUUAAGAAUCAACUAUGCUCCUUUGAGUGAUUCUGUUAGGUCUAUUAAAUAAAUUGUUAUGAAAAUUUUACCAUAUAUUUAAUGUGCUACUGAAAAGGAAGCUAUCAAUAUUUCUAUUUUAUUAAUGACAUUUUUAGACCAUUUUCUAAUUAUUUGGAUGGCAAGUAUUCUUGAUAAAAUGUUUAAAGUUAUUUAAUAAAUGACCAAAAACGAAAUCUAAGUUAGAAAUAUAUUAACUCUUUUAAAUGUUAUUAAGAACAUUUAUCCUAAAUAUAAACAUUAAUGUUAAGAAUGUAAAGUUUUAAUGGAUUAACUUGAAAAACAAUUUUCAAAAGAAACUUAUAAAAGUCUCACCAUUAGAAUUGAAGGAUAUUAAUUAUUUUUAGGCUCUCUUAAAAAUUUAACUGAUGCUCCUACUAAAUAAAAAGAAUAGGAAAAGAAAAAUAUUACAAAUCCUAGUACUGAAAAUUUAAAAAGUAGUCAUAGAAGUUCUGUAGAAAAAUAUAAAAAAGAACAUGAAAAAAAAGAAAAAUUACAAAGCAGAGAAAAAUCAAGUGAUAAAACUAGUAAAAGAGACGGAGAAUCAAGAAAUAAAAAAUAAAGAGAGGACAGAAAAUGA